AUGAGCCCACUGUGUCUGUCCUUCCAGGGGUUCCCCUACAAACACCUGAUCACCCACCACCAGGAACCCCCACAUCGCUACCUGAUCAGCACCUAUGACGACCACUACAACCGCCAUGGUUACAACCCGGGGCUGCCUCCACUCCGCACCUGGAAUGGACAGAAGUUGCUGUGGCUGCCAGAGAAGUCUGACUUCCCCCUUCUUGCUCCCCCUACAAACUAUGGACUCUAUGAACAACUUAAGCAGAGAUGGCUCGCACCCAAGGCUGGCCUGAAGCAGAGCACUUACACUUCAUCCUACCCCAGACCACCGUUGUGCGCUAUGUCCUGCAGGGAACAUGCGAUUCCAGUCCCUCCCCAUCGCCUGCAUCCUGUCCCACACUUCUGAGAGCUGCCACCCCAGUAGCAGCUCAGAUAGAACCAACGGGAGACCCACAGCAUCCCUGCACUUGUCAGACAACAAGCGGCUGCAAAUAAACUCAGAGUACGAUAUCCGGCCUGUCAAGGAUGCCGUCAGAAUAAUCAUCUGCAUUUGGCGGUACCUGUCCCCUCCCCAAAACCCACAGGUUCCUUCCUUUCCAUCCCACAAUUAAAGCUCUUUGACACUA
Molecule: messenger RNA, 607 nt
Organism: Piliocolobus tephrosceles (Ugandan red Colobus)
Lineage: Eukaryota; Metazoa; Chordata; Mammalia; Primates; Cercopithecidae
Gene: CFAP107
Product: cilia and flagella associated protein 107
Exons: 2
Coding region: 1-387 (128 amino acids)
Biological process (GO): flagellated sperm motility
Cellular component (GO): axonemal microtubule
Source: RefSeq, a predicted model, not a curated record